AUGGGCAAAGCUUCCAAAUGGUUCCGUGCCGUUCUUGGCCUCAAAAAACCAGAACCACCACUAGACCACCCACAAACAACUCGUUCUAAAGAGAAACGGAGAUGGAGUUUUGUCAAGUCCCACCGUGAAAAAGACCACCACCACCACCAACAGCGACAUCAAGAGACUGAAGCCAUUAAAACUGGUGUUUUGUACGAGCAGGAGUUGGAGGACCCCAACAAGCAUGCGAUCGCUGUUGCUACUGCUACUGCUGCAGUUGCGGAGGCUGCGGUUGCUGCCGCUCAGGCAGCUGCCGAGGUUGUGAGACUUACGAGUAGUGGGAGGAGUGUUACUAACAGUGUUGCGUACGUUAGUGGGAGUCUUGGCUUGCGUGACGACUUCGCUGCUGUUAAGAUUCAAGCUGCUUUUCGUGGCUACCUGGCAAGGAGAGCAUUGCGAGCAUUAAAAGCAUUGGUGAGGCUUCAAGCGCUGGUAAGAGGGCACAUUGAGAGGAAGCGAACUGCAGAGUGGCUUCAAAGAAUGCAAGCAUUGUUGCGAGCGCAGGCACGAGCACGUGCAGGACGUGCCCAAAUUUCUGAAUCUUCUCAUUCAAGUGGCAAAUCUUCUCACUUUCACCACCUUGGUCCGCCAACCCCAGAAAAAAUAGAGCAUGCCAUUGGUUCAAAGAGUGGAAAAUACGAACAUUCAUCAAUGCUUAAGAGAACUGGGUCAAAAUCUAAAGGCAGAGCAAUUGGUGAUAAAGAUGUUGACCACUUAUCAUUCAAUUGGUCAGAAAGUCUAAUGGAUGAUCGAACUUGGGAUCACCAAGUCUCUUUGGCGGGAACUGGCGCUAUAGAUGAUGAUAAGAGUGACAAGAUUCUUGAGAUCGAUACUGGAAAACCCCAUAAUACUCCUAAACGUAGAAAUCUCUUCCACUCUUCUCACCUUUCCUUGUCUGCGGAUCCAUAUAGUCAUAGUUUCACUACUUCAAAAGACUCAGCAGCCCAUCAAACAGUUCCAAGUCCCUCAUCUUGUGAAGUUCAAUCUUUAAGUCCGUUGAAGUUCUCUCAUGAAGUCGAGGAGGCAUUUCGCACUGCUGAUAAUAGCCCACAAUUCUACUCUGCAUCAUCAAGGGGUGGUAGUGGUAAGAGAAGUCCCUUCACUCCCAGUAGGAGUGACGGCUCAAGAAGCUUCCUGAGUGGUUAUUCUGGCCAUCCAAAUUAUAUGGGUAACACUGAAUCUUCAAGGGCAAAGGUGAGAUCUCUUAGCGCUCCAAAACAAAGACCCCAGUACGAGAGAUCCAGUUCAACCAAGAGAUACUCAGUUUUCGGCUUUGGUGAACCAAGAUCGAGUAGUACACAGCGUGCUUCUGCCUUGCGUGCAAGUUUUUCAAGCAAAGCUUACCCUGGAUCUGGUCGCUUGGACAGGCUGGGAAUGCCUAUAGGGCAGAGAUACUGA
Dovyalis caffra is the source of this 1437-nucleotide messenger RNA. The record is from the annotation of a GenBank genome assembly. NCBI's taxonomy places the organism in Eukaryota, Viridiplantae, Streptophyta, Magnoliopsida, Malpighiales, Salicaceae.